AUGCCUUGGAACUCGCUGCCCUCAGUCGCAUUUGCAAUAUGCACCCACCCCUUUCGCGCCACCGAAUCCGACGACCUCCCACUGCAGAUUGGCGACCACAUCUACAUCAUCGAACAGGGCGGCCGCUCCAACGACUGGUACCGUGGCUACUUGGUAGCUCCCCCUUCGCUGCUCGCUGGCUUGACCAGUGAUCGCGGACAACAAUUGGAGCAUCGCGUCUUCUCGGGAAUCUUCCCGGUGAAUUGCGUCGAGGUUCGCGAAUACUUGGGCAAGACUCAACAUGAAGCGGCGGCGGAGAAUGGGACGAAUGGAGCGCACGAUGAGGAGGAUGGCGACGAGGAGACAUUGGCCAAGAGGAGGAGCCAGGCUUUACAUGCAAGAAAGCUCAGCAGGAGACUGAGUCGCAAGAGGAGCACGCGAAGCUUGCACAAGAAGACGAAGUCCUUGCUCGUACCAAACGAGCCAAUGCCACGAGAUCCAAACGCGCCCAAGCCACUUGCGCCUGUACCCUUACUCCGCGUUGGCGACGAAACUGCGCUGUCUGGCGCAGAGCCAUUGGUGGACGAAAUCGCAUCAUGUCUGAGGGAGUGGCACGAUGCGCGACUGCACGAGUUACUGCUGGCCCCGGGUUAUAGCCAGCUGGCGAGAGUGCAGGACCUGAUCAAGCGGGUGGACAACAGCAGAAAUCAGCUUAUGCAUGAUGUCUUGACAAUGCGCGAACUGGCAGAGCUAAGAGAAGAUACCGUGUGGGAUUUGGUGGCUGGAAACAAGAUGCUCAACGACGAGAUCAUCGUCCGAAGUCCCACUGAGAAAGGCAGGAUCCUGACUGCGGAGGACUCUGUGAUUGAAAUGACAAAGCUCCAAGCCAACAUGAGCAUCCUCGACAGACCGCCUAAGCCAGUGUCGGACAAGCAUAUGCUGUAUCACCUCUUGGUGGAUGUACGCAACCUCGUCUGCGACUCAGACCAGCCUGCGACUCUUCAAAUGGCUCUGUUCACCAAGGACCACGGAGAGAUACCGAGACCUGUCAGUGAGAACUACGCAAUUUCAGUCCCGAUACCCGUCACGCCAUCGCAAUCACAAGAGGAACAAGCUAAGAGUCUCUUUGUGAAUUUGAGCAACCUCGAUGUUGGUAUAGGCGCAGACAUGACCUCGUUGUAUGUGGUCUUCAAGCUGUUGAGGGAUGAGCCGGUCCGUCAAAUGGUUCACGGGCAAGGCCUCUCGCAUCAGCACAAGCCAUCCCUUUUGAGCAACGCCAGCAGCGACAAAACACCUACAGUGAAGGGCAGACGGAGUGUGUUUGGUAGCCAGAGGAAAAGAGACCCUCACGCGCGGACUCCUUCCAAUCUUGAUGUUCGACCCAGCACGAGCCUGUCACAACGCUCCGAGCAAACCGACGGACGUUCAAGCAGCUCGAACGCGGAAGUGCCUCCUUCAGCCGAUGUCAAGACCGUUCGAAGAGCGAUUGGUGUUGGUGCGAUCGAUAUAACGAAGGUUGCUCAAGCCAAAGGCCAAAUGGAGAGGUCCAUCACCUUGUGGGUCCCAUCGAGCGCGGCGGACGACAGGAGUGACGAAGGCGAGGACUGGGCUGAAGUCAUUCGAGAAUUGCAGCGCAGCCAAAGUGGUGGCUUUGCGCGUGUAAGUCUCAUCAAGCGAUUGGACGUCUUUGUCAAGGCCUUUGCAACAGCAGACUUGGAAAGCCUGGUUCGCAACACUCCGCAACUGCUCCACGACGUUCUCAUGACACCAAAGCUUGGCUUCUCUGGUGUUCCUACGGAAAAGCGGAGUGACAUUUACCUGACACUGUCAGAGCCACGCUUGCCUCGAAAUGCGACUCUGGCACACUCCAAAUUCGGGGCCGUACCCUUGAACCAGCGUUGCCAAACCAGUCUAGCCAAUCUCCAACUCACUCUUGAGGUGAGGAAGGCAAAUGGCGAGCGCAUUGAUGACUGCAUCUUCACUGCGUCCAACCAUCAAGGACACACUGCUUGGCGCACGACCGGCAUAGAACGAGGCGAAGGAUGGAAUCAGACAAUUAGGCUGGCCGUGCCCGCCGAACAGGUCCCUGGAUGCCAUGUGGUCAUGAGCAUCGCAGACUCGCCGAACUUCCCCUUUGCACUUGCUUGGGUACCACUCUGGGAGUUUGAAGCUUUCGUAAGGGAUAGCGAUCAUCAAGUGGCAUUGUACGUCUACGAUGAGUACUCGUCGAGCAUCAUCGGAGGCAAAGGUGCUUACCUUGCUCUUCCACCUUGGCAUGACAAGAACGAUCCCGCGCAACAAAACGCCGCAACAGUCUCAUUAAGGACUUUCUUGUGCAGCACUGAGUACUCACAAGACCCGACGUUGCUGGGAGUUCUCCACUGGCGUAAUUACCAUGGCGAGCAAUUGAUUGAGCUACUCGAGCGCUUCCCCUUCGUUCCCGAGAUCGAAAUUGUCAAGCUUCUGCGGGACGUCUUUGGUGCGCUCUUCGAGAUUCUGCAUGAAUACGAGACCAUGGAAGAGUACGAGGAUGUUGUCUUCUACAAUCUCAUCGUGAUCCUGAGCAUAGCCAGAGACAAACGAUUUGGACUUGGUAGAAUCAUCGAAGACUACGCUACGACACGACAUGACUGGCCCAAUGCAAGUCGAUGUCUUGUUCGAGCCUAUCAUCGUCUUGUGUCCAGCCCGAUGGAUCCAGACGCUUCUCGAAAGCUUCGCGCAACGUUCAAAGUGGGUGAUCAGAUGCUCAAACUUAUUGUCGAGACAAACAAGCGGUUGGGGGUGGCAGAAUCUACCGAAGACCAGGUCAACGGGUCGCCGCAAUCUGACGGAAACACUGAGCUCAUGCGAGAGCUUCAGAAACUUUUCGUUGCCAUCAUGGCAUUACUGCGGAACCCCAUGCCAGUACUACUGGGGACACAAACGCUCCUUAUACAACAUUUUCACUCCUGGUUACCUGAGCUGGAGUCGCUCAUGAGUCCUGCAGAGAUCUUGGAGAUUGGGACCGAUCUGUUGGAUUCAUGCUCCCGCGCCAAGGGCAAGAUGAUCUUGUAUAGGCUGAUUCUGAUUGCGAAUUAUAGCCAUCUAGAGCUUUUCAAACUGCCGGAGACUAGGACCACCUUGAUUGCGAAUACUUUCAGGUGGCUCGAUCCGUACUGGGGCCACACUACGAACGUUGAUCAGCAGUAUAGAGACCAGGUCCGCCUUUGCUGCUCGGUGGUAGCUGCGCAAAUGGAGGAACUGGGUGAAGAAAGCUGCCAAUAUGUGCCGAAGCUGACGGAUUCGUUCAUGGCGCUGCAAAACAGCCCUCCUGCACCCAAGCGUGUUUUCAGCAUGCUUUUCCCAACAACAUACCCAUUCCCGUCCAAACCAACCAGUCAAGACAUCGCCAUAGACGAAGGGCUACUCGAGAUCUCGGCUUUGCUUGCGGCAGCAUUGACUUCUGAGAGGAAGCUCUACUUCGACGCCAAUCAAGUCGACAUCACGAGCGUAUUGCUACAAGCACUCAAAGUCGGACAGAGUAUCCUGUCUUGUGAAGCAUUCCCUCGAAGCUGGCUUAGUUUACUGGUCUGUCAUCAUCGAUACGGCAUGACUGCGUUGGAGCGGAUAUCGGAUGUUCUGGUUGACUCGUUACCGGAUGUAUACGCUGCCGAUACCUCGCAAGCGCUCGACUUUGACACGGACAUCUGGCGGGCAUUCUUCAACACGCUCUUCGCCUCACUGAGCAGCCCUGCUCUUGCGAUGGAAACCUUCCCAGAGCAGAAGAGGAGGGCUGUCUGGAAGAUUGCAGGUGACGUACGCGAGCUCGGAGCGAACCUGCUCACGCGAAGCUGGGACUCGAUCGGGUGGGAGACAGAUGGCGACACUGCACGAUUGCACGGAUUCGAGAAGCUGGGUGGAUAUCAAGUGCAGUUCGUGCCUGAGUUCGUGGCACCAGUCGUGGAGCUUUGCCUCAGCGUACAUGCCAGUCUGCGCGCGGUUGCCAUUGAAGUGCUGCGGUCUAUGAUUGUCAGCUCCUGGCAGAUCGACCAAGAUCUCUCUGUCAUUCAGACCGCCAUGAUCGAUUGUCUGGACAAGCUGUGCCGGACGAAGAGCGUCACCGAGAAUGUAUUGCAAAAGACAUUCGUCCCUGAGAUGCUGGAGCAAUUCAAACCACUCCAGCGUACAAUCGAGGACAGCCUGUACAUUGCUGUUGUCGAGAUGUUUGGCAAGAUCGACGAUCUCCUUGUCAUGCUCGGCAGCGUCCACCAAGGCGGCAACAUCAGCGACGCAAGCAGGCUUGUGGACACCUUGCAUUUGAUGGAGUUCCUGCGAGACGUUCAGUCAGAAGAGGCAUACAUCAGAUACGUUCAUCAGCUGGCUGACAUGCAAAUCAGCAGCGGGAAUGUGACCGAAGCUGGCUUGGCUCUUCAGAUGCACGCAGACCAAUACGAGUGGGAUCCAUCACAGUUCCUGUCGGAAAUGACAGACCCAAAGAUGCCUGCCCAGACAGCCUUUGAACGAAAGGAGGCCCUCUACUUCCAGAUCUGCCAACACUACGAGAAGGGCAAGUCUUGGAAACGAGCACUGGCCGCGUAUCGAGAAUUGGCUGUUCAAUACGAGCUCAACGUUUUCGACUUUGCGAAGCUCGCACGUGCUCAACGAGCAAUUGCGGGCAUCCAGGAGAGAAUCGCCAGUGGCGACAGGUCCAACCCUCGCUACUUCAGAGUUGUGUACAGAGGGUUGGGCUUCCCUGCGACCCUACGUGACAAGCAGUUCAUCUUUGAAGGUGCCAUGACGGAUCGACUGGCCAUGUUUGAAGACCGCAUGCAACAGCUCCAUCCUCAAGCCCAAGUACUUCGUCAAGGGGCUGAGCCGGAGGUCGAAGGUCAGUUCUUGCAGAUUUAUGCAGUCGGUCCAAACAAAGACCUCGACCAUAUGGUCUAUCAGCGCACCAAAGUCUCGCAGGCGGUCAGAGAGUAUAACCUCAUUGCGAACCCGAUCAAGUUCGCCACGACAGCAAGGCAACCUGCUCGUGAUGUGCCUAUAACAGAGCAAGUCGUCGAGAAGGUGCUGUAUACCACCGCUGAAGAAUUUCCAACGAUCCUGCGAAGGAGCGAGAUUGUCAAUGUCGAGACUGUUACACUCUUACCUAUCGAAGCUGCGAUUGAGCGCACGACGAGGAAGACGCAAGAGUUGUUGAUGCUGGAGAAACAUAUGGUCUCGCGUGAGGAUGAGAGUUCCAUGGAAAGACUCACAGACGACCUGCUGAGCUCUGUCGAUGCCGACUCGGAUACUAGCGUUGCGCGAUACCACGGUCUGCUGCCUGCCUCAGAGAUUGCGGACAACACCUCUGGCGAGAUCGACCCCUCGCUCUAUGGCACCGAGCAAGCACUGGAUUCGAUGCAGAAUGCACUGAAGGUCGCUCUGCUCGAUCAUGCCCUCGCCAUCAAGCGAUGUCUCGGCCUGUACAAAAAACCACAAUACCUCCCGACCAGGGCAGAGAUCGUGCCAAGAUUCGAAGCGACCUUCCAGCACGAGCUCUCGAUCCUCUUCCCGCAGAGAGAAGGCGUCAUUGAGGAUGUCAGUCCACGAGCUUCUACGACGAUCGACGCACUGCCGGGGACGGAAAGCAAGCAGCAGGCUUCCGCGGGCGCGCAAGAGGAGCAAGAGCCGGAGAAACGCACGGGAGGACGACGCAUGUCGCUGCCGUUCCUGCGACGAGCUUCGUCCCGGCAGGGCCGCGAGAAUGGAGUCCAAGAGAGUAAUGAGGAGGGCAGGAGAUCCCGUGCGGGCAGCCGUGGACGAGAGCGGAGUUCGAGCAGGUUGAGUUUCUUUCGUAAGGAUUCGGAGCAGGAGAAGGAUGGGGAGGGUGGUGGUGGCGGUGGUGGAAGUGGGGGUUUCGGGGGGUUGAAGAAGAGGUUGAGUUUUUUCAAUAGUAGCAACUCGCGUCUUGCGGGUGAUGGUGGGGCCUAG
Molecule: messenger RNA, 5934 nt
Organism: Zasmidium cellare ATCC 36951
Lineage: Eukaryota; Fungi; Ascomycota; Dothideomycetes; Mycosphaerellales; Mycosphaerellaceae
Exons: 1
Coding region: 1-5934 (1977 amino acids)
Biological process (GO): small GTPase-mediated signal transduction
Cellular component (GO): cytoplasm; plasma membrane
Molecular function (GO): small GTPase binding; guanyl-nucleotide exchange factor activity
Source: RefSeq, a predicted model, not a curated record